UAUAGUAUUGUUGGAAUUGUCUAAUAAAUAUUUUAUUAAUAUUUAAUUGUUAUAUUUUGUACUUCUUGAUACUCCGUAAUCAUAAUAGAUAGUAUAUUAUUGGUCAAGUUUCCACAUGACAUAGACGAAGAUGGACCCGGCCCGAAUUGACCCAACUUGAACUCAACCUAAACCAACUUGACCCGACUAUUGGACCCGAAAACUAAUCCGACCCAACGUGUUGACCUGAUACCCGACCCGAAUAACCAUUGACCUGAAACUGGCUUGAGACCCGAAUUAACUCAACUCGAUUCCGACUUGAAUAUUAAGAAACCCAACCUGAAUUGGCCAAACCUGAACAACUCGUUACCAAAUCUAACCACGGUGGCUCAAAAGAACAUGACUCAAGUACACUCACCAAUUCGCCCCCCCCCCCCAAAAAAAAAAAAAAACUUAAAAAAAAAAAAAAACUUAAAAAAAAAAAAAAAGAGUUAGAACCAUCCAUCCAAAUUCCAAAUCCACUUUUGCACAAAACUAGGGUAGACUAGAGGCCCACAUGUAACAAAGUCAUUUUCAUUGGUAUAAAAGUAACAAAGAAUGGCCCACAUUUGUAGACCCAAUUACCCAUUUUCUGAUCCAACCCACGUGAGUUUGACCCACCAUCUCCCCCGGUCAUCGCUCAGUUUCUUCCCUCCGAUCCGCUGUCACCGCCUUCUUCUCCUCCUCCUCUCUUUCUCUCUCUCUCUUCCGUCAAUUAUUUUCUGCUCAUACUUCUUUUGACCCACAUCAAUUUCAAUUCUUACUCUUUUAUAAAUCAUAAAAAUUGAGAAUUUUGAGCCAAUGUUUGCUGAUUACCCAUAUUACCCAAAACCCACUAAAAAAACCAAGAAAAUUCUGCAGAUUUUUUGUUCAGAAACAAAUCAAAUGACAAUUUUGAUGUUUCUUUGAUUUCUGGGUGUACCCUUUUGAAUGCAUAAGAAAACCCAAUUCUUUGAAUUUUGAUUUUAUAUACGAAGUUUUUUAUUUUUUGAGCAUGUCUGAUUUGGUGGCCCGCACGGGUCGUCUUCAACAAAGAUAUAAUGAUGGCUGUCGCCUUGUUGCUGGGUGUAUACCAUUCAGAUAUAGAAAUGGCGAGGACAAUAGUAAUGACGAUUCAGAGAGUAAUAUCGAGGUACUUAUGAUCAACUCACAGAGUGGUCCAGGUCUUCUCUUUCCUAAGGGGGGAUGGGAAAAUGAUGAAACUGUUGAGGAGGCAGCUGCAAGAGAAGCAGUUGAAGAAGCUGGAGUAAAAGGAGAUCUUAUGGAUCUUCUUGGGUACUACAAAUUCAAAAGCAAAACUCAUCAAGAUGAAUUCUGCCCAGAAGGAUUGUGUAAAGCAGCUAUGUUUGCUAUGCUAGUCAAGGAAGAACUUGGAUCGUGGCCUGAGCAAAGCAUGCGAAAUAGAUUCUGGCUUACUGUUCCUGAAGCAGCUCAGAGCUGCCGUCAUGCAUGGAUGAGAGUUGCUCUUGUUGAUGGCUUCCUCAAAUGGCAUGGGGACAAGUUUGCAGAUGGAGAUAGGGAAAGAGAUGGUUCGGAUUCAUAAUUAAGGCUUCAAAAAACAUUGUGGGAAAUAAUAGUAGAGGAUGAUUCCAAGGCAAUAUUUGCUUAGUACUGUUGGUUAUUUGUCGCCGUUAAUUUGAUGGCCAUUACCAAUACUGAAUCUUGCACAUUAAUGAUCGUAGUUUGAGCUCAUAUUCAUUAUAUACAUGAAUCACCAAUAUUUCAGAAUUAAUGCUAGAAGUAACACUUUGAAAGUUUGAAUAUCUAUGCUCAGAUAUUGAUAAGCCAAUGUAAUGUAGUUAAAAUGUAAUACUAUGUAUAACAUUUUACCAUACGUAACUACUUCGUAGUAUAAUACUCCUUCCGUUUCAUAAUGUUAGUUCCAUUUAUAAUCUUCUGACUAUUAAAAUUAGAGGGAAUUUUCUAAAUUUCUCUAUAUAAGAACAUACAUAGUCACAUAAGAUCUAAUUUUAUUCGUCUCAAUGAGUUUUUUUUUUUUUUUUUUUUUUUUAAAUACCAAAUCACCUCCUUGACUUGUUUUAUUUGCCUCAAGUCUUACAUGUUACCUGAUCUUACAUUACUGAUUCUCUUCCAUGUUACCUGAUCUUACAUUUUUACUGAUUCUCUUCGUAUUAAUUUAUCAAGUCUUCUAAGAAGCUAAAUUACUGAUUCUCUUCCAUGUUACCUGAUCUUACAUUUUUACCAAUCCUUAAUCCCAUUUCAUUCACAACAGUUUCCGAU
Molecule: messenger RNA, 2259 nt
Organism: Chenopodium quinoa (quinoa)
Lineage: Eukaryota; Viridiplantae; Streptophyta; Magnoliopsida; Caryophyllales; Amaranthaceae
Product: nudix hydrolase 16, mitochondrial-like
Exons: 4
Coding region: 1013-1561 (182 amino acids)
Cellular component (GO): cytoplasm; nucleus
Molecular function (GO): hydrolase activity
Source: RefSeq, a predicted model, not a curated record